Cotesia congregata is the source of this 1582-nucleotide messenger RNA. The record is from the annotation of a GenBank genome assembly. Lineage: Eukaryota; Metazoa; Arthropoda; Insecta; Hymenoptera; Braconidae.
UCAGCCUAUAAACAUGCGAAGAAGACUGUCACAUCGACAAAAAUGGCCUUUGCACCUGGGACUGUUUUUGGUGUACAUAAUUAUUCAAUUAGCGACGUCGUCAUACUCUGCGUCGACAUCUCCUCCAGAACUGGGAGUCCCGACGACAGUUACACAACCAGCGACACAGAAGCCGACUUCAGCACCUGCAGAACAAAAGAAAGAAGUAACCGAAGCUCCCAAGGCGGUUGAGCAAGCGAAAGAGAAGCCCAAGGUGGAAACAACACCCUCGCCUAAGACAAAAGACUCUUCUAAGGACAAGGCGAGCGAACCCGCUGUCAAGAAGGAGGCUAACGCUACCGCCAAUUCGACUCAAGUUCUAACAACAGCCGCGCCGAGGUCAGCAAAUCCUACAUGGAGGCCAAAACGCGCAAACUGCAGCCCGCCUGCAAUCGAGCAGUUUCCCAGGCCGGUGAUGGGUCCUGGAGCAAGAAAGCACGGCGGUCUUAUCAUCCACAUCCUCGUCGCAGUUUACACUUUCCUGGGUCUAGCAAUAGUCUGCGACGAUUACUUCGUCGCUAGUUUGGACCGGAUUUGCGAAGAAUUGAGAUUAACUCCAGAUGUUGCCGGAGCGACGUUCAUGGCAGCUGGUUCAUCUGCGCCGGAAUUGGCGACUGUUAUAAUAGGUGUCUUCUUCGCCAAAGAUGACAUCGGCGUCAGCGGAGUAAUUGGAAGCGCAGUGUUUAAUAUCAUGUUUGUAAUAUCCGUCUGCGGAUUGUGUACCACGACAGUGUCGAAACUCAACUGGUGGCCGCUCUGCCGUGACAGCUUCUUUUACUUCAUCUCUAUUCUCAUCAUGCUUGGCACCAUUUCCAAUGAAAUAAUAUCUUGGCCGGAGUCGCUUAUCAUGCUGAUCAUGUACGGGGUUUAUUGUGUCGUUUUGUCCUACAACAGUCGGCUAGAGCGCUGGGCCAAGUCUUACAACAUACCGUUUUUACCAAAAGACGAUGAGCCGGCUGAAGAAAGUGCUUUGGUCAAUCCAAACGAAGUGUCACCUCUGGAAAAGCCGACAGAAGGUGGACAGUGGGCUCUAUUCAAGUGGGGCCUCGUCUAUCCCAUUCAUUAUACAUGUCGGGCAACAAUGCCAGACUGCCGACAGGAGAAAUGGCGUAGCUGGUACCCAUUUACCUUCUGUAUCUCCAUGAUAUGGAUUAGCUUCUACAGAAGUACCUUAGGGAUUCCAGACACAGUUAUGGGCUUGACAUUCGUAGCAGCCGGAGUGAGUGUUCCUGACGCGCUGUCUUCUCUGGCCGUCAUCAAAGAGGGUCUGGGUGACAUGGCUGUGAGUAAUGCGGUCGGUAGCAAUGUCUUUGAUAUUCUGGUGUGUCUUGGACUUCCUUGGUUCAUCCAAACUGCCAUGAUCCAACCUGGUUCUCAUGUUAAUGUUACUAUAGUAGCGACUCACUUGAACGGCUGGAAACUAGAUCGAAGAUACGGAGUAAUACUGAUGGUUUGGUACCUAAUUUUCAUAGUCUUCGCUUCAUUAUACGAGCUCAAUGUCUUCGGUCAAAUGAAUCCACCUGUUUGUCCCAGCGUGUUUUAA